Aspergillus affinis is the source of this 1773-nucleotide messenger RNA. RefSeq lists its product as uncharacterized. The coding region runs from base 1 to 1773 and encodes 590 amino acids. The transcript is spliced from 7 exons. The record is from RefSeq and is a predicted model, not a curated record. NCBI's taxonomy places the organism in Eukaryota, Fungi, Ascomycota, Eurotiomycetes, Eurotiales, Aspergillaceae.
AUGCUCGAAUUCAUAACAUUCGCAGUAUUGGAGAUCUACGUUCUCCUCCUGAUUGUCGCACUCAGGAUUGGCGUGGCCCUUGUCGCGCUUUUCCAGCUUAUCAAGGCCCAGGCCACUCAGGACACUUCGGCCAAAAAGAAAGCCCUCUCCAAACUUGCUUUUGUUUUUUUCACCCCCUUUCUGGGCGAAUCUGUAUUCACUCCCAGUGGCUACGAAACUAUUUCUUCUUCUUUCACAGCUUCGGAGGCUUCUACAGACCACCUCAAGGAGACAAAUAGCGUUUGUGCUUCUGCUCUCAUCUUUCUUGGCCAAGAGGAACCUGCCCCAGACAAACCUGCCCAAGACAAACCUGUUCUCCCUUGUGACAAGGACAUUCCCCUUUCUCACCCCGGCGAAGUCAAGGCUUCUUCUACUCACAUCUCCCCUGCUCAAAACAAGCCUGUUCUUCCUUGUGACAAGAAGAGCCUCCCCAUUUCUCAUUCCUGCGUAGUCAAGGCUCCUGUGAUCAUCUCCGAAAACAAGAGCCCCAUCUCUCACCCCGGUGCAGCCAAGGCUGCUACCAAUCCGCAAAGCACUGCGGUCAUCUCCAAAAACAAGAGCCCCAUCUCUCACUUCGGUCCAGUCAAAGCUUCUACUAAUCCGCAAAUGACUGCGAUAGUCUCUGAAAACGAGGGCCUCUCUGCGUUCAUUUACGCCUCGAGCUCUCAGCAAGAGACUGUGACCACUGGUGAGAAAGGCGACACCCUGUUGACGGUUUCCUCCGCGCAGGUUUCUACUAUCAUCCAGAACAAAGAGCCUGUCAAGAUGCCUGUCCUUGCAAACGUUGACGAUACUGCCGGCUUUAUGGCAGCGGCUCGUUCUUUCAUGCUCAGUCAGCCUAGUUACGCUUCCGCCAAGGCCACUUCUCCUAUUGCCGCGGAAGAAGCUACUGGCGAGCAGGACGAAACUUGGAAGAGCGCGGAUGAAUUUACUCGUCCUUCGACCAGCGCUUCUGCCGUUGCAGUUGACGCAAAUGAUGCCAAAUCGGUGUCUGUUGCCAACGAGAUCAGCUCUUUUGCGGAAACCCCCAAACAUGAAAUCGCAUUCGUCUCAAAGAAUGCCCUCUCCUUCGCCACUGAGGCUGGUGCUGCUUUCAUGAGAAACCCCGAUGAGGAAGAGAACCGUGAGAACCUCACUACCUUCGAGACCUGGGGAACUCCUGCUAGCCGUGCAAAGCCUGCUGCGCGUGUGAGAACCGUCAUCAUCAGAGGAUUACCGUCCACCUGGGCUACUCCCACUAAGGUGCUGUCGCUCGUCCAUGGAGGUCGUAUCGAAAACGUUUGCGUUUCUCCCAGAGGCAUCGCCCACAUUCGCUUCUGUGAAGCGGAUGCGUGUUUGGCCUUCUAUGAAAAGUAUCCCAACGGCAUUGACCUAGACAAGAGUCGCAAGGUCACCGUCUUUGUCGACAUGGGCAAGGACGUCGAUGUGAUCAGCUCUCAGCUGUCUUUUAACCUCUCUGUCGGCGCAACUCGCGUCGUGCGUGCCGUCGGAGUUGACUUGGAGGUGACCAUGCAGCAGAUGAUCGAUCUGGCUACUGCACAGAAUCGUAAGAUCGAAAAAAUCGUUGACUCUUGGGUCCCCGGUGAAGCAAGAAGUGCGUCCUUCCACUUCUGUACCAUCGAGGACGCGGUGCGUUUCCGCGCUGCCAUCAUUCGUGACACCGAGUGGGAGCAUUGCAAUGUGCAGUAUGGCAGUGACCCGUGCGAUUUCGCUACCGGUAUCCAUGUCGAUUGA